CGAUGGGAAGCCACUUCCGGCAAUUUUAGCGCUUGCGCAGAUAAGACUGCCCGGACCAUUUACUUUAACACCUGGCGUUUCUCUUCGGAGAACGGUCGCUAAGCCGGAAGGGAAUGGCGGCGGCCGCUCUGAAGAGACUUUGGUCGCGAAGCCGCGGACAGGUGGAGGACGCGGCGGCCUCUAAGCCAGGCGCGUGGGCGCGGUUGGGCGUCUGGGCCCGCGCGCUGCUCCGGGACUACGCCGAGGCCUGCGGGGACGCGGCAGCGGCUGCGCGGGCCCGGCCAGUAAGGGCGGCCGUGUACGUGGGGUUGCUGGGCGGUGCGGCGGCCUGCUGCGCAUUGGCGCCCAGCGAGGCAUCCUUCGAGGAGGCGCUGCUGGAUGCGUCGGGGACCCUUCUGCUCCUGGCGCCGGCCACGCGCAAUCGCGACUCAGAAGCGUACGUGCAGCGGCUGCUCUGGCUGCGGGGCCGCGGUUGCCUGCGCCACGUGAACCUGGGCCUCUGUUCGCUGGUGUAUGAAGCGCCCUACGACGCCCAGGCCAGUCUCUACCAGGCCCGCUGCCGCUACCUGCAACCCCGCUGGGACGAGUUCCCGGACCGGAUCCUGGACGUGGGCUUCGUGGGCCGCUGGUGGGUGCUGGGGGCUCGGAUGCGCGACAGCGACAUCAACGACGACGAGUUCCUCCACCUGCCGGCACAUUUGCGCGUCGUCGGGCCCCAUCAGCUGCACUCGGAGGCCAACGAGCGGCUCUUUGACGAGAAAUACCUGCCUGUCGUGCUCACCAACGAUCAGGUGGACCAGGCGCUGUGGGAGGAGCAGGUGUUGCAGAAGGAGAAGAAGGACAAGCUGGCCCUGAGCCAGGUCGACUUGCUUAUGCAGUCGGAGGGCCCAAGAUGAAACACAGUGAGGGCAAGGUCCCAACGCAGCUACGAGCCCUGGCAGACUUUUUGCCCGGAUUAUGCAGUUGGUGUGAGUGAGCCUCAAGUGCAGAGUGACUGAAUAACAUGCAGAGUGUUCCCCCGCUGGGUUUUCAUAUAAUUAGGGGGUCUUUUUUUCCUUUCACAUCGUUCCUUGUUAGCUGAAGCUAAUUCAGAGCCUUCUUGGUCUAGGAGUUGGGAGAGCAGAGCGACCAUAUGUUUAUCACUGCCAGAAUUUGUAAUGAGCCUUACACAUAAGUAAGCCUAUUUCAUUUGGCCUCACAGUCCCCUGGAGGUAUAGUAUAUCUCUCAGGCCUUUCAGAUUAUUGUUUUAAAUUUUUAGCUGUGAUGUUUAUACUCUCAUGUUCAUGAGUAACUUUUUUUUUUAAUUUAAUGUUGAAAUAAUUAUAGUCCCAUAGGAAACCGGAAAAUAAUACGGAGACAUCCUGUUUCCCCUUUGCCCAGCUUCCCCCAAAUGGUAACAUUUUACAUAAGCAAUACCAAACUAGAGAUUGACAUUGUAGGACUGUUUGGAUUUUACAGGGAAACUUUUUGCAAAAACAAGCUGCUUUUUACCAUUUGCGAAUUGAUAGUGAUAUUAAAGAAACUUGGAAGGAUAAAA
This is a messenger RNA of Rhinolophus ferrumequinum (greater horseshoe bat), 1538 nucleotides long. RefSeq names its product translocase of inner mitochondrial membrane 29 (gene TIMM29). Bases 114 to 896 code for a protein of 260 amino acids. The transcript is spliced from 2 exons. Gene Ontology annotation, cellular component: TIM22 mitochondrial import inner membrane insertion complex. The record is from RefSeq and is a predicted model, not a curated record. Gene Ontology annotation, biological process: protein insertion into mitochondrial inner membrane. NCBI's taxonomy places the organism in Eukaryota, Metazoa, Chordata, Mammalia, Chiroptera, Rhinolophidae.